AUGCCUAGUUUUGAGCGGUUUUAUUUUAUUUAUUUAUUUUUAACAUUCUGGGUGGCGGGGAAGGAGGGCUCGAACAACGAAGCAGGGGGCGUGAAUUCUUGUCAAAUUUUACCUUCUGAUACAAGCAAUUUCAUUUUUUCUUCUGCUCCCCCACUCGUGAUUACUCUCAUUUCCAUUCCAGUGCUCCUCCUCCUUUCCCACAUCAACGCAGCCAGCCUCCGUCGAUCUCACCAGCUGCCACUGCCUCCGCUGUCGCCGCCUCCUUCUUCUCUCCUCUCACAAAGCUGUGGUCGCUAUCUCAUCUGCCGUCGAGCCCCCUUGGCCAUAAACCUCCGCCGCUCAACCUCUCACUUAGAGACCAGAUCUCUCCAUUCGAAUCGAGCUCAAUGCCGUCUUACACACACACUCAUUCAGUCUCUCACUCCGUCUCAGUCACACUCACCCUCGAAUCGACCUCGACUGCAUAGCACGUCUCAGUCAGCAUCUGUGCAUUGCGUGAGCUCUAGUCCUCGGAUUGAUCUCUCCAGGUUCACCAACGAGCUGUGUUAUCCUACCCUCUUGUUUUGGAUGUAUGUUUGCUUGCACAAUUGGUGGUUGGUUAGAGCUGAAACGGACUACCAUGGGAGGCUAUUAGCUGUUGCAGGCUACCCCUCCAGAAAGCAAGAUGCAAAGCGGGUGUUUGUUUCUGCUCCAAUAAUCAAAAGACAUGAUUUAUCUACCUUAGAGACAGCAGAUGGAAUUUAUCUUAUUAUUAUAGGUUUCAUUAAUGAGCUGCAAACUAAGGAGAACGGCUUCCCAUGUGAGGUUUUCAAUCAUUUUAUAUUUGGCUUUCCUCCUGACUGGGAGGGCUGUGUUGUUAACUUCUUCAAAGAAGUUGCUACUGGCAUUGAUUCAGGAAAUAUCAUUACUUCUAAUGAAGAGGAACCAACAAGCCCAGUUACACCCAUUCAAUCACAGGGGGAAAUAGAUGAGUUGUCAGAACAUUCUGUUGGAGGAUCUGCAUCUAGAAAAUCUAGAACUCGGUUGAGAAAUACUGAAAAUCAAUGUAGCGCAAGAAAAGUUGGCCUGGGCCACGCGAGGCCAAAGAUGACCAUGUCCAACAGAAAAAUGAAUCGGUCUAAAUCAGCUGAUCCUAAAAGAAAAAUGAAGCCUCUUUCAGCUGACACCACUAGGGGAAGCCUAUCUGUAAAGAGGAGUAAAAAGAGAAUUAACUUUGAUUCACAUGAGAAAUCAUCUGCAGUUUCUCCAGAUUUAUCCAAUUUUAGGAGAUCCAGGUCAGGUAGGCGGCUGCUUCCUCCUCUGGAGUUCUGGCGCAAUCAAAUGCCUGUUUAUGAUGCGGACCACAGCCUAACUGAAAUCCUGGAUGGAGCACAAUCCCAGAAAAGCAAAGGAAGUAAUGUGUUGAAUGGUGCAGACUAUGAAGGGCGAUUGAAGCGUGCAUUGGAUGGCUUUCGCCCCCUCCAUUAUGAAGAAUGUCCAAGUGUCGGUGUGGCUGAACAGGAUCAGAUGUAAAAUAGUCGACUCAUUAUUGUUCCUGUGGCUGUGGUGUAGGUUAUGUAUCUAGUAUUUCGAUAUUUUGUUUUCAUGUGACACUAAUUCUGUGAAUAUGACCUGUAUUUAUUAGCGAUCAACUAGUUCAUGCAGUUGUCGAAGCUACUCAACUAAAGAGGGCUCUUCAAGGCAGUUUUUUCUUAUAUAACUCUCUAAGUGAGUUCUGAAUUGCAACUACGUUGAUAACUCUCGAAUAUUUACAAUGAGAAGCUUAUCGAUAGGCGAAUGUUGCCC
Molecule: messenger RNA, 1785 nt
Organism: Neltuma alba
Lineage: Eukaryota; Viridiplantae; Streptophyta; Magnoliopsida; Fabales; Fabaceae
Exons: 8
Coding region: 1-1512 (503 amino acids)
Source: RefSeq, a predicted model, not a curated record